AUGAUUUUUCUUAAUAUGCUUCAUUUUAUCAGAAUUCUGAUCAGAAGAACAUUCGCAUAUUGCUUGAGACAGUACGUUUUCUAUUCAAACCACAACUAAAGGGUCUCAUUAUUUACUAACUUUUUUUAGAAAUCAAGUGGCACAGUUCCCAGAAGAGAUUGUGGUUCAUACAAUAACAGCUUCUGCAGCUCCAAUUACAGUUUUAACUACAUCUUCAUCGAUGGCUUUAGCUUCAACGUUAUCUUUAGCGCCAGCAGCGUCUCCAGAUUCAAGUACAACUUCAACACCGGCGGUAUCACUAGCCCUCUCUGAAGUUUUCUCUUCAGUUUCCACUCGUGCUUGUACACCAGUUCUCGUUCAAUCUGGAAACCCACUUUUUCUAUCAAUUGAAGCUCGAUAUUCACCUCCCCCGCUAGGAAAUCCCAUGGUUCCUCGGAGAAGAGCGUCUGAUGUGGUGCACGGAGGACUUUAA
Molecule: messenger RNA, 472 nt
Organism: Caenorhabditis angaria
Lineage: Eukaryota; Metazoa; Nematoda; Chromadorea; Rhabditida; Rhabditidae
Source: the annotation of a GenBank genome assembly